AUCAGUGUUUGCCCGGACAGAAACAGAUACAAUGUCUACCCUUCUUGCCUGGCUGCCAUGGCUCGUCGUCUCCAUCCUCUCCAUCUACCUCCUGGACCUUCUCGCCCACGCACGCCGCCGCCUCCCUCCAGGUCCCCGCCCUUUGCCACUAAUCGGCAGCCUCCACCUCCUCGGCGACCAGCCACACCGCUCUCUCGCCCACCUCGCCAAGAUCCAUGGCCCGCUCAUGUCCCUGCGCCUGGGCUCGGUCACCACGGUGGUCGUCUCCUCCCCGGACAUCGCCCGCGAGUUCAUGCAGAAGCACGACGCCGUCUUCGCCGCCCGGUAUGUAAACGACGCUGCCGGCCACCAUGCCAAGAACUCUGUCCCGUGGCUUCCCAACGCGCCGCGGUGGCGCUCACUCCGUAAGAUCAUGGCCACGGAGCUCUUCGCGCCGCACCGGCUGGACGCACUCCAGGGCCUCCGGAGCGACAAGGUGCGGGAGCUCGCGGAGCACGUCGCCCGGCUAGCGCGCGACGGCGUGGCGGUGGACAUCGGCCGCGUGGCGUUCACGACGAGCCUGAACCUCCUCUCGCGCACCAUCUUCUCGAAAGACCUGACGAGCCUCGACGACCAUGGCGGGUCCAAGGACUUCCAGGUGCUGGUGGCCGAGAUCAUGGAGCACCUGGGGUUGCCGAACGUGUCGGACUUCUGGCCGGCGCUCGCAUGGGCGGACCUGCAGGGCCAGCGCCGGCUGAUGGCGCGGUUGUUCGCGCGGCUGCACGCGGUGUUCGACGCGGAGGUGGACGGUAGACUGCGGGAGCGCGAGGACGGCGAGCCCAGGAAGGAGAGCGACGACUUCCUCGACGUGCUGCUCGAUGUCGACGGGCGCGACGGCGACAAGGCUGGCCUCGACCGCGACACGCUGAGGUCGCUGUUCACGGAUUUGUUUGUCGCGGGCAGUGACACAAGCUCAAGCACGGUCGAAUGGGCAAUGGCGGAGCUUCUUCGAGAUCCAUCAUCAAUGGCCAAAGCUCACGAGGAGCUUGCCCGAGUCGUCGGCUCAACAAGGAGCGUCGAAGAAUCUGACAUUGACAUGUUGCCCUACCUCCAAGCCGUAGUGAAGGAGACAUUUCGGUUACAUCCUCCAGCUCCAUUGUUGUUACCGCGGCAAGCCCAGGAAACCAUACGAAUCACAGGUUUCAAGGUGCCACAAGGCUCUCGUGUCCUAGUGAAUGUGUGGGCGAUGGGCCGUGACGAAGUCACAUGGCCUGAACCGGACAAGUUCAUGCCCGGGAGGUUUCUAGGGAGGACAGUGGACUACAAAGGCGGGGAUUUCGAGCUGAUUCCAUUUGGUGCGGGGCGUCGAGUGUGCCCUGGGAUGUCGUUGGCGACUAGGAUGGUGCACUUGGUGCUCGCGACAUUGUUGAACCGGUUCGAGUGGAGACUCCCGGUGGAAGUUGAGGGGACAUGCAUUGAAAUGGGUGAGAAGUUUGGGUUGACGCUCACCAAAGCCGCGCCUCUCUGUGCUAUAGCUGCACCAAUUUGAGGAAAAAAAAAGUAUUUAUAAUGUCUUCAUCUUAGUUUUUCUUUUAAUCCAAUACAUUCAGACUUUGGAAUAAUGGUUUGUAUUUCUCAUCUCCAAAAUGUAUGACACAUGGGAUUGUAUAUAUUUUCCGAACAUAUCCACCA
Molecule: messenger RNA, 1671 nt
Organism: Lolium rigidum
Lineage: Eukaryota; Viridiplantae; Streptophyta; Magnoliopsida; Poales; Poaceae
Product: geraniol 8-hydroxylase-like
Exons: 2
Coding region: 32-1528 (498 amino acids)
Molecular function (GO): iron ion binding; heme binding; monooxygenase activity
Source: RefSeq, a predicted model, not a curated record